Molecule: messenger RNA, 3176 nt
Organism: Linum trigynum
Lineage: Eukaryota; Viridiplantae; Streptophyta; Magnoliopsida; Malpighiales; Linaceae
Source: the annotation of a GenBank genome assembly
UACUAUUGUUGUUUGCUUGUUUAUUAGAUAAAACCCCCUAAAUACUCGAGUUUAUCUAUUCACUACUUCCCCAUUUUUAAAGCACCAAAAUCAACAACAAACAAGAUGGAAGGUAUUAUGAGGAAGUUUUGUGGUCUGGUGCUGGUGAUGCUCAGAAGCCUCCUUUGGUUAAAUGGAAUAUAUGCAAAGCCUCUAGAACUAAUGGGGGCUGGGUCUUUUCGAUUUGGAGAGUUUCAACAAAGCUCUUCUAUCUAAAUGGCUUUGGAAGUAUAUCACAGAAAGCACAAGCUGGUGGUGUCAUCUUAUUGAGCUUAAAUACAAGCAUAGGUGCUCCUCAUGGAUUACCGGUCCGAUUAAGAAUGGAUAUGGAAGUUCCCCUUGGGCCACCAUUUCAAGAGAAUACAAAUCGUUCUGGAACUAUGUUUACAUAGAUCCGGGAAGUAGUACUAAUGUUUCCUUCUGGUUUGAUUGCUGGUCUCUUGGGCGUAUCCUUGCUUACGAUUUCCCCAGUGUUGUCGCCGCUGCCACUGCCCCUAAAGCCCAAAUCGCGGACAUCUACUCUCAUUCAGGUGAGUCUUUGCGGUGGGAAAUUGAUUUUAAAUAUAAUUUGAGGGGUGGGGCUGAGAGAGAGAGGCGGAAUCUUGUGCAUUUUAUUAGUUCCUGUGAUUUUUAUAAUGAUGUUGCUAGUCCGUGCAGACCCUUCUAGACUCCCAACCCAGACUCGACCUUUUCUGUUUCCUCCAUGUAUAGAUGCAUUGCUGCAGAUUCUUUCCCGGGAGUACCUGACUUCCCUUGCUCCCGCAUUUGGAAGAGUAUCAUCCCAACCAAGAUUUGCUUUUUCAUGUGGGCUGUUUUCCACAAAAGAAUUCCGACAAUUGAUCUACUGAAAAGAAAAGGGUUGGAACUGGCUAACCGUUGUGUUCUGUGCUGUAAAGAGGAGGAAUCUGACGAUCACUUAUUCACCGAGUUCGACUACGCCAAGAAAGUAUGGAGUUUCAUCAAGAAUAGAUGCAGAGAGGCUUAUCAACCGCAAGACGACAUUUUGUUGGCAAUCCGUAAUUGGUCAGAUUCACUUCCCAACACCAUUGAUGGAUGGUUUUGCUUUUGCUUGCUCCACGCCACUUGCUGGCACCUUUGGCUUGAGAGAAACCGAUGCAUUUUCCAGGACAAAAGCUUGCUUUCCAGUACCAUUGCCCGACGUAUCGCGAAUGCGGUCAUUGAGUGGGUGGUUAUUCAAGCUAAAGUGGAUAAGUCUCAAGGUGUAGAUUGGUUGAAGAAUCGUUUUGAUUGAGUUGAGUUUUUCUGUUGUGUAAUCCAUAUGAUUUGUUGUUUCUUUCCGUUAGCUGUUGUUUGUUUGCAGUCGUUGCGGGGAUGUAAUGACCUGUCUGAGAUGCUUGCCCCCCCCCCCCCUCUUGUUCCCUUUUUCUUCCUGGGCAUGAGCUUUCUGGUGGGCUAAGCCCUUUAUUAUUAUUUUUUGCUGAUUUUUUGCUUUUCCUUUUUUGAAGCACGUCUCAUGCUGGGUUUGUAUUAUGUACUUUUCCUUUUCCUUUUCUUUAAUGCUAUUCUCACCUUUAUAAAAAAAAUUAGAAGACCUCGUAGAAUACUUCCAUAGGCAUCCCCUAGGAUGUAUUACUUCGAUCUACAAUUUCCCACAUCAAGUUUUCGAAGCCCUAUCUGUUAUUUCUAAUCAUGUAUAAAAGCAUCUAAUCAUCUUGUGUCUUUCUUUAGUUUGAAGUUUCUGUUGUUUAGCAGAAUUUCACAUGAGUCUAGUAAGUACUAGGAGAAAAACCAAAAACCUAAAGGUCGUGCAAGAGAUAGUUAAAAAAGGAGGAGCAUCGAGCUCACUCAUCUUGAAGACGAAGGAAGGAGUAUCUAGGUUAGGAGAAGAAGAACCCUCAAGCCCCACCAAUUUCAAGUAAAGCUUAGGGGAGGAGGACAUUAUUGAUGAAGACAACUUCGAUUCGGAGGGAUAAGGAGCAUCUUCAACUUAUUCAACACCAACGAUGGUUGGAGAAUAAAGAAAAAGACAAGUGAUCGUUCCACCUGCUCUCUAUGAGUACUCAAGGCCGAGAGGUUGUGAGGUGCCUGGAAGGAGAUGGGAUGGUUUGUGUGGAUAGGUUAAUUGUUUGAUUGAGAAACAGAGGGAAAGGCUAAGAGAAAGCAACAGAUUAAUGCGUACAAGUAGGGAUGGCAAUGGGUAGGGUCGGGUGCGGGUUUACUCUAUACCAACUCCUAACCCGCCGGGUAGAGCCUCCUAAAAUAGCCGAUCAAAUAACUACCGGGUAUGAAAAUGAUAUCACCAUACCCUACCCACCGGGUCACCACGGGUAUUCGGGUAAACAUGGGUACAAAUUCUAAAAUAUGAACUUAUACACAUAUAUGCACAUGCAUACUGUUGUCCAUUAAAAAUUCUCAAUACUUGUAACUGUUCUAACUUCAACAAUCCACACAAAUAAAAACAAACAAACACAUAAUAAUUGUUCUUGCUUCUACAAUCCACAUAAACAAAAAUACAAUACAUCAUAUUUGUUCUAGCUUCAACAAUCCACACAUAAACACAAAAACAGCAAAGACAAUUUUAGAACCAGACCACGUCAAAUGCUCACUGCUUAACUUAUGCUUCAUGACAUCCAUCAAGGCAUCAUUAGUAGAACAAUUAUCCAAGGUAAUCGUAGAUACCUUUGUAUCGAUAUCCCAAGCAAGUAAAGUUUCAAGAAGAGCCUGAGCAAGCACCUCACUUGUGUGUGGGCAAGGAAAAUCGACUGCUGGGUAGGGUUAGGGCUAGGGAAAUUGACCCUUUGGAUAGCGGGGCGGGUAUAACAGGACGAGUAUUAUCGAUUACCAUACCCGUACCCUACCCUUUAUUUUGAAACAGGGUUUUACCCAUACCCGCCCCUUAACCCGUCAAAACUGGUAAUUAUCCUCGUUGACCGGUUAUGGUCUAGUAGGAUACCCAUGGUUACGGGUUGGAUUGACAUCCCUACGUACAAGGCUGGCUGGUGCCUUUAGAAUAUGUUCACUUUUAGGGGCAAAAGUUAUGAAAGGAGCAGAAGGCGGGAUACUCUUUUGUUUUUCAGUUUAAUAAGGUUGCAUACUUUUGUUGUGAGAAAUUUGGAAGCCAAAUUAAAUUUUAGAUCCAAAGUAAAGUUCCCUCAAAAUAAAAUUUAGGAUGUAGA